This is a messenger RNA of Rotaria sordida, 4222 nucleotides long. The record is from the annotation of a GenBank genome assembly. Lineage: Eukaryota; Metazoa; Rotifera; Eurotatoria; Philodinida; Philodinidae.
AUGUCACUCUCUAAACUUGAAUCACUUCCUAAUGAGAUAUUAAUUGAUAUUAUGGAAAAAUAUAUCAAUGGUGUGGAUCUACUUAGAGCAUUUAGCUUUCAACUCAAUCAACGAUUUGAUUUACUCAUUACACGAUGUCAACGACUUCGUUUUGAUUUUAUUCAAUGUCAUAAAGAUGAUUUUCGUUUUUGCAUGGGUCUUUUACCAGCGUAUAUCGACAAAAUAGAAGAACUAUCCAUAUCGGAACAAGACACACCUGGUCAAGUGUAUGCUUUUCUAUCUUUUUUUCCAUCAUUUGCAUUAUUUAAACAUCUUCGAAGACUUUAUUUUCAUUUUAAUGAUGAAAAUCUUGAUUGGAACAGUGUUGAAAAUGCUCUUUAUUCUUUACCAGAAACGACUAUCGACACUUUAUCAAUCAAAGGAAGUAUCAAAGAAAAUAGGUACAUAUUGGGAAAUAUUAUUGCUCAUAUUUUUGGCUUAAAAUCAUUAAAAAGAUUUUCUCUUUUGAGCGACUUCGAUCGUAUGUACUGGAAUAAUAUAGCAAAGAUCUCGUCAAAUAUUGAACAUUUAACUAUUUCUGGUAUUAAUUGUAAAUUUCAAGAUCUACAAUAUAUUUUCCAGUGUGCUUCUCGUCUUAAAUAUCUUGAUAUUGAAAUAGCCGGUAGAGGAGUUUCAUUUCUCAAUGAAAAAGAAAAGCGUCCAAAAAAGAAUAUUGUAGUAAUGUUGACACUUCGUACACUAGUCUUAUAUUUUGCUGACAACAGUUUAGUCACGAUGGAUAUGUUAACAGAAUAUUUGAAUUCGAUGCCUAUUUUAAAAUAUCUUGAGAUCAAAGCACACAGUGAACUUCUUGAUGCAAAUGCAUGGAAAAUGUUUUUGGAAAUAUCAUUACCAUCAUUAACUCAUUUUACUCUUCGAACAACUUCAUCUCGUGUCGAAGAAAUUGGACUCCAUAAUAUGCUCUCGUCAUUUCAAAGUUCAUAUUGGGUAUCAAAACAAAACUUUAAUCUAAUGAUAACCGAACAUGAACGCUGGAAUUAUGUUGGUUUUGGUAUAGGUGAAACAAAAUAUCAUUUUCGGCAUGAAUUUGAUUGGCCUAUGAUUCGGUGUUGGACAGCACCCAAUCGCACUAUUAAUAAUGAUCUUCUCAUAGUAAAUAAAAGCAUAAAAUUCAAACUUUAUGACAUAAACAGUCUCGUAUCAUGUCCUUACUACUUUGACAAUGUGAAGUUUCUUAUAGUGAAUAACAUGAAUAGUGCUUUAUUCAAAUGGCUGCAUACACAUGUAAAUUGUUCUAAUAUCAGACAAGUCGCUAUUAGAUGCUCACUAAAAAUGACUAUCGAAUUAAAUGUGCUGCUGACAUCUGUCACAAAUAUGAAUUCACUUGAUAUGAGCUUAGAUCUAAUUUUGGCUAAUAUAGAUGUUUUCCUGGGAAAAAUGAAUUGUAUAAAAGAUCUUAACAUAUCUUUUGAUAAACCUGAAUUCGAUGAAGAAGAUAUUAUUAUUAUUGCCAAGUGUUUUCCUUACGUGGAACAUCUCAAAAUCGAUACAUACACUUUACAGAACAUUCCACAACUGAAGAAAUAUUUGCUACAUCUUCGCAGUCUUACUUUCUGCAUCGAAAACAAUUAUAGUAGUUUUUUUGAUGUCUAUAAGAGAAAAGAAUGGGAGUAUGAUCUACGACGAAAAACUAAAUUUUUGUUUCAAGUUACGGCGGACACAAUGACAGUUUGGCUCGACGAAGCUGCAUUUGAAGAACCAUAUUGGCGAACAUUAGAGACCUGUACUGAACCCUGAAACCCAACACCAUCGAAGUCGGCGUUGAUGCAAAUACGAAAUGACUCUGAAAAUUCUAUUCCAUUCUGCUCUCAUGCAAAAUAUAUUUUAGAAAAAUUGUAACUUAUAGUUAGCGAAAACUGCUGCUCUAAUACCAUACCACACUAAAUAGAAAAAUGAAACAAAAAGCAAAAGAAUAGCUGCACUAGAUUAAUCAUAGAUUAUGACUCUCGCUUAGAUACGUCUUCAUGUGCUUUUUAGACAACUGCUUCACUUGAAUUUCUGGACAAGAUUGAACCAAAAUCAAAACUUCAUAUUUCUGUUCAUGUCCUCUGGAUCUCAAGAAAUUCUUUGAAUGAAACUGUGUUUUUUUAAGUCUUUGUUGAUGAAAGUUUGAUGGAAAUUUCCUAAAACUUCAAUUUUAUAAGACGUUUUUUCUCACGCUAUUUUAACAGAAUUAUCUUUUUUUUUACUUGAAUUCAGAACUUCUUCUUGUAACGAGAGAGCUUAUCAUUCGUUUCAAGUGUCUUUGGUCGCAAAAAAUUUUCAAACUCAAUUACCUUUAAUUUCCUUUGUAACAUUCAAAAUAUCUGUCGACUCACAUAAUGUAUGUUCAGACAGAGCAGAAAGAAAAAAAAAUACAUGAGCGAAGGAUUGAAAGAGGAAACAUAUAUAAAAGUAUAGAAAAUGUGCUAAUAUAACAGGAUAAUAUUGUCAAGGGACUUCGUUCUCAUAACUUUCUUCUGAUGAAGCCACCGAAAAUAUCGUAUCGAAUAUGCACUUAAUAUGCAGAGAAAUAAACGCAAAAAAUGCUAGUUAAACGGUUUUUUAAUGAAAAAUAUAAAAUUUAGAAUGUUUUUGAAUAGAUUCUGGUAGUCUUUAGGUUACAUCCAUCUCAUUCUGCUUAAAUUUUUACCUAUAUAAAGACAAAAAAUGAAUAUGUAUCGAGAAAAAAAAGAUUUCACAAAAAAGCUGAUUUACUCGUUUUUCACAUCAUUUUUAAAAAAUAUGAAUUUUUCGGACAAUAAAAUAAAUUAAAAAAAAAACUAAAUGGUAACAAUUGUAGGUCAGGGUCUGAUGAUUCUAACGAGAUAAGAAAGUUGCUUUUGUCUCUUGUAGGAAAAAACUAGAUAGGUUUACAAUAAUGGAUCUAUUUUUAUAUGAAACGACAGUUUUUUAGUCUUAAUAACUCUACAUCUAAUCAAAUAACAUUAUUCUACUCAGUUUUUCAUGCUGAUUUAGAAAAUAGUAUUUUUAAAGAUUUCAAUAAAAAAUUGAAAUAAAUAUUUGGCAAUUUCUCUAGAAAAGCUAAAUUCAACGAAAAAAAAAAGUGAUUUUUAGUCAUUCAACUUUUGUUGCAUUUUUCUCUAUCAAACUAUAUAUAAAUGAAUGAAAAAAAAAUUUUUACUGAAAUUUUGCAUUUUCGCUACCUUAAUUAACUUUCGUAUGUCUCAUAACACUCGUGGUUGUAUCGAAAACCUUAUUAGUAUCAUUCCGACAUUCGAAUUGAAGAACACGAUGCUAUGUUUUUUAUAUUUUGUAUAAACAUAUAUAGAAAAAUGUAAAAAACGAUGAAAGUAAUCUUACUUGUAAAACAAACAAUUGAAAAUGAAAUACUAUUUUAUUUUUCCUGAAGUAAUCAUUUCUAUUUAAUUACAUUGUUUUACUUUACCUAAUAAUCUUAAUUAAUUUUUUCUACACGACUAUAAGUGCAUUCAUUAUAGCUGAUUUUUGAAAUGAUUUUAUGUUUUGAGUGUAAUAUUGAGUCUCAACCGAUUAAGAUUUUCUGUCUUUGUAGAACAAAUUAUUUUAAAAUAUAAUUGUGCCAAUAACAGAAGCACCUUCACUGAACGCGUCAUCUAAUCUUUUGAUCGCUUGUAAGUGUGAUGACCGCUUCAUUAUCAUGUCUGUCUUUUCUCUUGCAUUUUCUAUUAUCCUUCUUCUCUGGAUAUUACUGUCUCUUCUUGAUGUGUGUACUAUGCUCUUUCUCUGCUCCCCAACUGAUCUAUGGAUAUAUAAGCGAGAGGAAGAAGGAGAAGCAAGACAGUUGGUGUACAUGAAAUAGUACGUUUUUGUGACGUGAAAUGAGCAAGAGAGAAAUAUUCGAACAGAAGCAUGAAAAGGAACGAACGCAGGUUUAAGGCAAAGACAGGUGUAAUAAUGACAAUUUUUCAUUCGCUUAGAUCGAUAUGAAAGCAAGAUAUUCAAAUUUCAUCAAAUAGUUAGAAGUGACUAUCAUGCUUAUUUAUGUGAGGUAUAUAUCUUUAGUUUUGUUUUAGAUUUAUACAAUUACACGCGAAUUGCAGAAUAGUAAUGAACGAUCUUGUAUUCUGACACGUGCAAACUGUUGAUAAUACUUGAAAAAAUUAUCGAAAUUUUACAUUCUACUUGAAUAUUCCAAUAAAGAUCAGUCGGUUUUUAACACGACUAAAUAAAAACUGUAAUU